This is a messenger RNA of Schistocerca gregaria, 2189 nucleotides long. RefSeq lists its product as uncharacterized. The transcript has 6 exons. Lineage: Eukaryota; Metazoa; Arthropoda; Insecta; Orthoptera; Acrididae. The record is from RefSeq and is a predicted model, not a curated record. Bases 518 to 1372 code for a protein of 284 amino acids.
UUAAUAGCCGAACGCGCGAGCCGUCGACCAACACUCGGUUUUUGCCCCGGGCUGCCGUCCCGGAACCGAGUGCGCAUGCGCCGACCUGCGGCCGGGUGCGAGCGCGGCGCGCGCUUCACGACGCUCGGUCGCCAGUCAGUGUGCCGCCGCUCUGCGCGAAGGACGCUGCCCGACGCCCACGCACCGCACGCACGACGCCGACGCUCCGACGCAGGCGGUCUUUGACCUGAGGAGCGCACCCAUACUGUCCCUCCAGGACGCUGCGAAUCUACAGCAACCUCAGAACAGUUUCUCCGCAGAAUUACCAAGUGACAGUCGGCGGCACGUCACUGAAGUUCUCGGCGGACACGCAGUGUCGAGCUGCUGGUCUUGACCUCGGGCAGCGCCGAGCGAUAAGAAAGUUUGAGACAGCCAGAAUAGUGGGGGGACUGCAGAUGGAGUGAGCCGGGGGAUCACCGCAAAGUGGAGGCCCUUCUUCCCGGACACCGUGUACUCGAGUGAUGACGAGACUGCCAAUAUGACCACGGGCCCGCUUCCUCUUCUGACCGCAGGUCUCCUGGUUGCCGUGUACGCGGCGGCAGCGGGCGCGCUGCAGCUGCGCCGGCUGAGCGUGCCGCAGUACAAGGUGCGCGGCGACAUGGCUCUACUGCAGUGCCUGUACGACCUGGAGGACGACGCGCUCUACUCCGUCAAGUGGUACAAGGACGACGAGGAGUUCUACCGAUACGUCCCGCGGUCGCACCCGCCGCAGCACAGCUACAAGAUCGACGGCGUCAAGGUCGACAACCAGCUGUCGGACGACAAGCAGGUGGUGCUGCGCAGCGUCAACCUCAAGUCGACGGGCGAGUACCGGUGUGAGGUGUCUGCAGAGGCGCCGUCGUUCGCGUCCGCCCAGCAGGAGGCGCACAUGGAGGUCGUGUCUCUUCCUAAAGACGGGCCGCACAUCUUCGGAGAAGAGCGGCUGUACCAAGUGGGUGACGAGAUCAGCCUCAACUGCACGUCGGGCAGGUCAUACCCAGCGUCCGUAAUCAAGUGGUUCAUCAACGAUAAAGAGGUGCCGGGGGACGACCCGCGGCUGGAGGCGCACCCGCCGCAGCGCCACGCGCACGGCCUGGUGUCUUCGUCGCUGGGCCUGCGGUUCGCCGUGUCGGGGGCUCACUUCGUAUCCGGCUCCAUGAAGCUGCGGUGUGUGGCGGAGGUGGCGCCGGUGCUGUGGCAGGGCGACAGCGAGAGCGUCGUGCAGAGGGUCACCCCGCCCCCCAACACUGUCCGGGAGGCUCUCUUCCUCGUGAGAGGAACAUCGAAUCUCAACAGCGGCUCUGCAGUCAUCGUGGCGCUAAUGUCCUACUUCGUGGUGGCUGUAGGGACGUGAUUGGGACAGUCAAGUAUCAGCGACACGUUUUAGGACUAUGGAGGAAGAAAUGACGUUGAGUGAGGAGAGAUAAUGCUGUGCGAGAAUGUUUGCCUCGACACUCUUCACAAAAGAAUGGAGUAUCUGGCGUGUUGUAUUUAUGUGACUCUUGCUUCAAAAAGUGACACAUUUUCUGUGAAUGCAUAAAAUAUGUUAACUCACUACGAAAAUGUUGAGGAAUUCUGUAAGUGGUAGCGGCCAGCUUUUCAGCUCAGAGGAAAAGAGAUUAAAAUUCCAUCACACAAUAUCGAGUUAAUUUCCGUUCGAACUGAAAAUGACAACUGAAAUUAUGACCAUGUUUGACGUGAGAAAAGUUUUUCGUGAUCUGAAAUUUCUAUAUGCGACAACGAGAGCGUAUCAUUCCAUUUUUGUGAUAAAAGAAGCCACUUAAUAAAAGAAGCCACUUACAAAAUUUCCUCAAACUGUUCUGUACACACAAGACAUUUGGGAUUUGUGCCUGCGUGAACUAUCGCUGUUACACAGAAAAUGUUUUAAGGUAGUUCUUGGAGAGAAAAUGCGGAAAGUGAUAAAUGUGCGGAUAGUGUGUAACACUGUUUAUGAAAAGAUUUCUAUUUUUAAAAAGGGUAUUACUCUUUAGAAAGCAUAUGAACUUUUUAUCUUUCAACUAUUUUGCCAUUCUAAUGAAAAUGUUUUCUUUCAUAUAUUGUUCACCUGUUUUCUUAUUUCUGUUAAAAAUGUGUGAUCGUAUCAAGAAUAAUCACCGUGAUAUACUUACGUUGCAGAAUGUUGAAUUCACAAUAAAAACUAAUGUAAUUUA